This is a messenger RNA of Bipolaris victoriae FI3, 423 nucleotides long. RefSeq lists its product as hypothetical. Lineage: Eukaryota; Fungi; Ascomycota; Dothideomycetes; Pleosporales; Pleosporaceae. The record is from RefSeq and is a predicted model, not a curated record. The transcript has 3 exons. Bases 1 to 423 code for a protein of 140 amino acids.
AUGGCGAUCACUCGAUCCUUCGUGUCGUCCUUGGAACCCGUUGCCUACAGGCCUUGCCAGCACCUCUUACCGCACUGGGCAGAUGAAAGUGCAAGAACAUACACCACACCCACCCACAUGGGCAUACGGACGGUAAGGGAUCCGGGCCGGGAAUCUGAUCCAAUCUCACCUGGGCGCCUGAAGAAGGCGCAGCCCACGGGAUGCGAUAACAUGAAAUCCCAUCGCGCGCCAUUGGUCGAUAUCAUCUGGAAGGAAGCUAGUCCAACAAAGUCGGGCGAAAUAUCUUUGCGAAUUGCAAAAGCACAUCGGACUUACGGCCGAAGGCCUCCGCUGGCGGAGCAAAAGGUCGACUGUCCCACUUCUUGUAUUAAUACGUCAGUUGCUGUGUCAAAAGAUUGCUUUAUAAUUACUCAGAUUUCAUGA